This is a messenger RNA of Neogale vison (American mink), 2986 nucleotides long. RefSeq names its product solute carrier family 33 member 1 (gene SLC33A1). Gene Ontology annotation, molecular function: acetyl-CoA transmembrane transporter activity. The record is from RefSeq and is a predicted model, not a curated record. The coding region runs from base 466 to 2118 and encodes 550 amino acids. Lineage: Eukaryota; Metazoa; Chordata; Mammalia; Carnivora; Mustelidae. Gene Ontology annotation, cellular component: membrane. The transcript has 6 exons.
CUAGGACCACUUCCUGAGGCGCGAGGCAGGAAGUUAUCUGGUCUCUCUGGAGUCCUGUGGAGAAAGUGCUGUCUGCUGCAGUGGUGGCGGCGAGAACAGGAGGUGGGUCGGGAGACUGGCCGUUCGGUCUCGCCGCAGCCAAGGGCCCGUUUCCAUCGUAGCACCACGGCCCUCUUCUCCAGCCCCGAGCCCGGCGCGGCUGCCCGGGGGGCUCCUUCAGGCUCCUUGACGCUGGUCCAAGGGGCAUCUACCUGGGCAUCGCCUGGGCCUCCAGCCGGGGGACUGACUCCCGGCUUCAGCUCCCGGGGCCACUGUAAGAAGUGCCCUUAUCACCCCUCGCCCUGUCCUCCUCCUCCCUGAACCAUCGGGACCCUGGUCCAGAGCGAUAGCCUUGGACCUGGGACUAGGCGCUCCAAGACGCUCAGCCCCGGCACCCCACAGACGGGGCUCUGCAUCGUCUCUGAUAUGUCACCCACCAUCUCCCACAAGGACAACAGUCGGCAACGACGACCAGGGAAUUUCAGCCACUCUCUGGAUAUGAAGAGCGGCCCUCUGCCGCCAGGCGGCUGGGAUGACAGUCAUCAGGAAUUGGUGGGCGGGGAAGGGGACAGAGAAGCUUUUCUGCGGGAUACCGGCACUGGUGACUUCUCAAAACCCCCACGGAGCUGCCGGGCCGAAUUAAGCAGCAUUUUGCUGCUGCUUUUUCUUUACGUGCUUCAGGGCAUUCCACUGGGCCUGGCGGGAAGCAUCCCACUCAUUUUGCAGAGCAAAAACGUUAGCUAUACAGAUCAAGCUUUCUUCAGUUUCGUCUUUUGGCCUUUCAGCCUCAAACUGCUCUGGGCCCCGCUGGUUGAUGCAGUUUACUUUAGGAACUUCGGUCGUCGCAAAUCUUGGCUUGUCCCUACACAGUACAUACUGGGACUGUUCAUGAUCUAUUUAUCCACUCAAGUGGACCGUUUGCUCGGGAACACUGAUGGCAGAACGCCCGAUGUGGUCGCUCUCACUGUGACAUUCUUUUUGUUUGAAUUCCUGGCCGCCACUCAGGACAUCGCUGUGGAUGGCUGGGCGUUAACGAUGUUAUCCCGGGAAAACGUGGGUUAUGCUUCUACUUGCAAUUCAGUGGGCCAGACAGCGGGCUAUUUUUUGGGCAAUGUUUUGUUUUUGGCCCUUGAAUCUGCCGAUUUUUGUAACAAAUAUUUGCGAUUUCAGCCUCAACCCAGGGGAAUCGUUACUCUCUCAGAUUUCCUUUUUUUCUGGGGAACUGUAUUUUUGAUAACAACAACUCUAGUUGCCCUUCUGAAAAAAGAAAACAAAGAAGUAUCAGUAGGAAAAGAAGAAACCCAAGGAAUCACUGAUACUUACAAGUUGCUUUUUGCAAUUAUAAAAAUGCCAGCAGUUCUAACAUUUUGCCUUCUGAUUCUAACUGCAAAGAUUGGUUUUUCAGCAGCAGAUGCAGUAACAGGACUGAAAUUGGUAGAAGAAGGAGUACCCAAAGAACAUUUAGCCUUAUUGGCAGUUCCAAUGGUUCCUUUGCAGAUAAUAUUGCCUCUGAUUAUCAGCAAAUACACUGCAGGUCCCCAGCCACUAAACGUAUUUUACAAAGCCAUGCCCUACAGAUUAUUGCUUGGAUUAGAAUAUGCUCUGCUGGUUUGGUGGACUCCCAAAGUAGAACAUCAAGGAGGAUUCCCUAUAUAUUACUAUAUUAUAGUGCUGCUGAGUUAUGCGUUACAUCAGGUUACAUUGUACAGCAUGUAUGUUUCCAUAAUGGCUUUCAAUGCGAAGGUUAGUGAUCCACUUAUUGGAGGAACAUAUAUGACCCUUUUAAAUACUGUGUCCAAUCUGGGAGGAAACUGGCCUUCUACAGUAGCUCUUUGGCUAGUAGAUCCCCUCACAGUGAAAGAAUGUGUAGGAGCAUCAAACCAGAAUUGUCGAACACCUGAUGCUGUUGAGCUUUGCAAAAAGCUUGGUGGCUCAUGUGUUACGGCGCUAGAUGGUUAUUAUGUAGAAUCCAUCAUUUGUGUUUUUAUUGGAUUUGGUUGGUGGUUCUUUCUUGGUCCAAAAUUGAAAAAAUUACAGGAUGAAGGACCAUCUUCAUGGAAGUGCAAAAGAAGCAAUUAAUUUGCAUUCACUACUGGACAUUCUAGGAAGGUAACUGUAAUUUUAUUUUAAUUCAGACAGUUAUGAUAAUCAGUGCAUGGGAGUAUAAAAUAAAAUUUUAAACAAGGAAAUUAUUAAUAUAAAAUGCCAAAUGAUUAAAAAAUAGACUCUCUGUAUAGUUGAUUAUAUUUUCCUUGCCUUGUCAAUGUAUUUGAAGUUUACUUAAGGUCAGGAAAUUGGUUCUAAAACAAGUUUUCUGGCCUUGUUAUUUGAUUUAUAUCUUUUUAAUUUACUGACCAAAGUGUGUUUUAACCUGCAGUGCAGUAGUCAUGGGUGGUAACCAUCCAGUCAAGUAUUGUUAUCAGUACUUAUCAUUGAGCUGUAUUUAAAAUUCUGGUACAAUAUAUGAAAUGGAACAGAGUUUGAUAUUCAGGUACUAAUUACAGCCAGUCUGACCCUGUUGACAACUAAAUUUUAUUUUGAAUUGCAAAUUGGUUAAAUUCUAUGUGGAAUUUGCUGAGAAGAGAAUGCAGACUACUGAAAUGCCAUUUUAGUUGUUAUUUUUCUGACCAUAACCACAUUGUACUAAUGAAUCUGUUAAAAAGACUAUUUUAAAUGUAUUUCCUGCCUUUGUAAGCAUUACAGAUUUAUAAGAAGAUUAUUCAAACUAUUUUUUAUAAAAUGAAAGCUAACGAUUUUUAAUUUAAUGAUUCCCUGUCCCCCUUUUUGGGGGAGAUAUUCUGAUUCCUUGUUAACUUUUACCCUAAAGCUUGCAUAUGUUUUUGUCAUAAGUGCUUCAUGGCAUACAGACAGCUCGUGAAGGGAUCUAAUUUAGUGUUGUAUGUACGUUCAUGGCCAAGUUUUGAAAAUAAAAAAUGUUUUACUCAAA